Messenger RNA from Fusarium falciforme, 960 nucleotides. RefSeq lists its product as hypothetical. Gene Ontology annotation, molecular function: catalytic activity. Lineage: Eukaryota; Fungi; Ascomycota; Sordariomycetes; Hypocreales; Nectriaceae. The transcript is spliced from 2 exons. The record is from RefSeq and is a predicted model, not a curated record. The coding region runs from base 1 to 960 and encodes 319 amino acids.
AUGUCUCCCGCUCAAGUUACCAAGAACAGCCAGUCCAAUGGCUCGGAGUACCCAUAUCCUCUUGAACGGGGAACCCAACGCAACGAAGCAGCUACUCGUCUUCGCAAGAUGAUGGUUGAAGCUCACAUCGAUCCAACCAAGAUCGUUCAGCACCCUAUUGCCUGGGAUGGCUUGACUGCCCGUCUUGUCGAGGAAGCUGGAUUCCCCAUGGUCUUUCUCGGUGGUUACGCCGUGAGUGCCUCUCACGGUCUAGCCGACGCCGGUUACCUUGGAUUUGCCGAGAUGGUCCACCGCACCCUUGAGGUCUGCAGAGUCGUUGACGUUCCUGUGAUGGUUGACGGAGAUACUGGUUAUGGUAAUGAAGUCAACGUCAGAAGGACCGUGCAAGGUUACGCAAAGGCCGGUGCAGCGGGCAUCAUGAUUGAAGACCAAGUCAGCCCAAAGCGCUGUGGUCACACCAAGGACAAAAAGGUCAUCAGCUUUGAUGAUGCCAUCUCCAGAAUUCGCGCUGCAGUGGCAGCUCGCAAUGAGGGUGUCGACAUCUUCAUCUUGGCCAGAACAGAUGCCCACAUCAUUUCUUACGAAGAAGCCAUUCGACGGGCCAAGGCAUUCUUCGAUGAGGGCGCUGAUGCUGUCGCCAUCGAGGCUAUCACGUCAGUCGAUGAGAUGAAGCGCUCUCGACAAGACUUGGGACCUAACAUCCCAUCCUUCAUCAACAUUAUUGAAGGUGGAAAGACUCCUUCCAUGUCCUACGAUGACCUCGCGGCGAUGGGCUACUGCAGUGUCGCGUAUCCUUUGACGCUGUUGGCUGCAGGCAUCAAGGCCAUGAGAGGGGCGUUGCAGGGACUUCAGAGGAAGACCGAGUCGCCAGACAUGAUCAUGAGGUUUGAGGACGUGUGCUCUGCGGUGGGCUUUCAGGAGUACUGGGACUUGGCGGAAAAGCUCACGAAGGUUCAAUAG